Molecule: messenger RNA, 1515 nt
Organism: Protopterus annectens (West African lungfish)
Lineage: Eukaryota; Metazoa; Chordata; Ceratodontiformes; Protopteridae
Gene: HSPD1
Product: heat shock protein family D (Hsp60) member 1
Exons: 10
Coding region: 148-1515 (455 amino acids)
Biological process (GO): protein refolding; positive regulation of interleukin-6 production; protein import into mitochondrial intermembrane space
Cellular component (GO): mitochondrial matrix; mitochondrial inner membrane
Molecular function (GO): protein-folding chaperone binding; ATP-dependent protein folding chaperone; ATP binding
Source: RefSeq, a predicted model, not a curated record
GGAUGAACGUGCACAUGUGUCUCUGUAGAAGAGCGGCGCAGUUUGGAAUGCGUGGGGUUAGAGAGCGCUGUCUGUCCUAGUAGUAACAACUGCGGUGUCUGCUGGUGUUUAUAACUUGUUACUUUGGCUUUCUAGGAAUAUUAAGCAAUGUAUCGUUUGCCAAUGAUCAUGCGCCAGGUGAGGCCACUCUCCAGAGCACUGGCACCACAUUUAACAAGAGCAUAUGCUAAAGACGUGCGUUUUGGUGCUGAUGCCAGAGCAUUAAUGCUUCAGGGUGUCGAUCUCCUGGCAGAUGCUGUAGCAGUUACCAUGGGACCAAAGGGAAGAAAUGUCAUCAUUGAACAGAGUUGGGGAAGCCCCAAAGUAACGAAAGAUGGGGUGACAGUGGCCAAAGCAAUAGAUUUGAAGGACAAAUAUAAGAAUAUUGGUGCCAAGCUGGUACAGGAUGUUGCCAACAGCACAAAUGAGGAAGCUGGUGAUGGUACCACUACAGCAACUGUUCUGGCACGAGCAAUUGCUAAAGAGGGCUUCGAAAAGAUCAGCAAAGGAGCUAACCCAGUGGAAAUAAGGAGAGGUGUGAUGAUGGCAGUAGAUGCUGUCAUUUCAGAAUUAAAGAAACGGUCCAAGCCGGUCACUACACCAGAGGAGAUUGCACAGGUAGCAACAAUCUCUGCUAAUGGAGACAAAGAAAUUGGCAACAUCAUAUCUGAUGCAAUGAAGAAAGUUGGCCGUAAAGGUGUAAUAACAGUUAAGGAUGGAAAAACACUUCAUGAUGAGCUUGAAAUUAUUGAAGGCAUGAAAUUUGACAGAGGGUACAUUUCUCCUUACUUUAUCAAUACCUCCAAAGGCCAAAAAUGUGAAUUUCAGGAUGCCUAUGUUCUCCUGAGUGAAAAGAAGAUCUCUAGUGUUCAAUCAAUUGUUCCGGCUCUAGAGAUUGCAAACUCACAUCGCAAACCCUUGGUCAUCAUCGCUGAGGACGUGGAUGGAGAAGCUCUUAGCACAUUAGUAUUGAACAGGUUGAAGGUUGGCUUGCAGGUAGUUGCUGUGAAAGCCCCCGGUUUUGGUGAUAACAGGAAGAACCAGCUUAGGGAUAUGGCCAUUGCAACAGGUGGUGCAGUCUUUGGUGAUGAAGCCCUGGUCCUCAAUGUUGAAGAUAUUCAGGUUCAGGAUUUUGGAAAGGUGGGAGAAGUCAUAGUCACUAAAGAUGACACCAUGCUGCUGAAAGGGAAAGGAGACCAGGCCAGCAUUGAGUCACGCAUCCAGGAGAUUGUUGAACAAUUGGAGCUCACCAGUAGUGAGUACGAAAAGGAAAAACUAAAUGAAAGACUGGCCAAGCUUUCUGAUGGAGUAGCAGUACUGAAGGUUGUCAGGACUGCCUUGAUGGAUGCUGCUAGUGUUGCUUCUCUGCUAUCCACUGCAGAAGCCGUUGUUACAGAAUUGCCCAAGGAAGAAAAAGACCCAGCUAUGGGUGGAAUGGGCGGAAUGGGUGGUGGCAUGGGAGGUGGCAUGUUUUAA